Molecule: messenger RNA, 2728 nt
Organism: Cadophora gregata
Lineage: Eukaryota; Fungi; Ascomycota; Leotiomycetes; Helotiales; Ploettnerulaceae
Exons: 2
Coding region: 285-2534 (749 amino acids)
Source: RefSeq, a predicted model, not a curated record
CCCAGCCCGAUACCGUAGCGCUGUGGCAGGCAUAUUUGGCCAAUGAUCAGGAUCGCCAACUCGGUGAGGAGGAUCACCAAGAAGCCUUAGCGUGGGUCACUGCGAUAAUUAUUUUCAGCUCGUCGCGUCGUGCACUUUUCAGCUCGAGGUGAUCCCAUGGACAUAUUUUAUUUCUCUCUAUGACAUUUGACAAGAACUUAUCUUGUGGCUCUGGAUUUCAUUCACGACUUGAACCGUGAACUUGUCAGUUACAACACCUCAACAGCUAUCUGGGGUAUCACACCAUGGCUGUUUCCCUCCCUCUCCGACUCCUCAGCCGUACCGGCGACAAUUUCGAGGUCAUCGACUGUCAGCAACCUCGCAAUCCAAAUGGUAGAAUUGACCACUUCGACAUCAUCACAUACACAUGGGGCGAGAAACAAGAACCCUACAACUGCGGGAUACCAGGUGUGAACUGGAACGUGAAGCUGGCGCAACAGAAACUCGAAGACAUCAAACGCUUGAUGAUCAAAGACGAUAUUCAAUAUUUGUGGGUUGACUGCAUCUGCUUGGCACAAGAUGAUGAGCGAGAAAUGUCAUCAGAGAUUCCGAAGAUGUACCAAUACUAUAAGAGUGCCAGAAAAUGCUACAUACUGAUGGAUAUGGACGAGGUGUGGAACCCACAGGAUAUCGUGGACAAUCUGAAGUUCAUUGAUCAUAUUUUGGCGAACAUGGGAGGGGCGUCGUUGGCUUCUGAGGCUUUCUUGACUGAGAAGCUUACCAAUAUCCUGUCUCAAUGGGGGACGUCAACUUGGAAAUUCCCCAUGGACCACUCGACUGUGAGAUCAGCAGGCAUUGACAUGGGCGUACUGAACUGCUACUCGACCUGCAUCAACAGAGUUCGCUCCCUGUUCAACAACCCAUAUUUCACUCGCGUGUGGACAUUCCAGGAAAUGCUGCUGGGAAAGAACAUCACCAUGUACGGCGUGAAUAAGGACCAGAUCUCAUGUAUCGGGGAACUCAACACUUGGAUGGAUCUCGCGACUGAUUCAAAGGACAAGGCUUACAAGUUGCAUACUUGGAUUACGACAUCAAGAGUUCUGAGGACCGCAUCCGUCAAUGCGAUCUUGCGGAUCCUGGACGAAGAUUGCUUGGUGCUGAAUAGUCUGCAGACCCAGGUUCGAGGGAUCAGCUCGGCCAGGACGGAUAUCAUUAAUGGCGGCCCAUCCUGGUGGUAUGAAAACCACAAAGGAGUCUGCAAUAUUUUCUCGGCAAUCUCAAUCACACCAAGGGAGUGCGAACAGCGACGAGAUAUCUUCAGAGGACUUCUUGGGGUGUUUAGCGGGUUGUUUACUGCAGAAGAGGUGGAGAGGGAUCUGAACGGUGACAACAUUGAAAGUAUCUCGUAUGCAUUUUUCAAGCAGCUGUCUGUCAAGACGGGAUUGGCAUGGACGAAACUUGCGAUCAGCAGUGGGGAACGUGGAGAGUGCGACUGGAUCCCAGUUGUUGCGAAUCAUAACAAUCCUUUGACGACAGAUUGUUUCGCUGCGGUUGUCAAUCUAGGACGACUGAAGCCAAAGGGCUUGGCGAAGGCUUUUGCAGUAACAGGCAUUCUGGGAACGCCGAAGAAAUAUAUGCGAAUAUCGCUCAACAACAGCGACCGAGGAUUUCAGUUUAUAUUCCGAGGAUGCAACGCCGGGAAGAAAGUCAAGACCGGUGUGUUCAGCAGUGAGACAAUACCCGUGAACGACAACCCUCGCGAUGUGGCUCCAGACGAGACAGGCAGGAUCUUGGUACAAUGCGCGACGAUGCUGGGAAGUAUCAUGGACCCAGGUGGAGACGUCGUUGAGUACAGGAGGAGGCUGCUCCGUAAAUUGCAACCGUAUUGGGAUAUCAGUGAUCCCAACGCCAAGCCGACGGGAUGGGAGGAUAGAUGUGUUAGUGGAACGGGCUGGGAGAAUCCGCAUCCCCAUGAUUUCAGGGUCCAUAAUAGGUCGAUGAAUUUCAGGAUGGGUGCCAUCACGGAUUGUGGGUCGAGGCUGGAGAAUGAGAGUACGGAGAAGAUCUCGUGCGAGGUUAUUGUUAAUUGUGGUUGUAUCAUCAUUGCUCCAUUCUCACUGAUAUUCGAAGCUAUCACCGCCGUUGAGGGGUGCUCACUAGGUGGUACUUCCGCGACUUUGGAAGAAGACAGGAUAGUCUUGCGCGACGGACUCGGUCUUGUCCAAGUCGGCGAUAUCGGCAGAGCGUUCAGUCUGGUCGCAUAUGGAGGAAACACCGACUCGCAUAGAGCGUAUUCCAGCAGUUGCAGGAGCACGAAGAUCCAUAAGUCUGUGGUGCCGAAACUUUGGUGGCCGAGCGGUAGGGCUUUGGUCAGAGAGGAGUUCACGCAUGGGAUUACGGACUCGAUGAGGGAUUAUGGGUAUGUGCAGACGGGUGGGUCGGGCAAUCUGUUGAUUUGUAGGAACCGACCGUUGGGGCAGUAUAAGAUUAUUGGGGUUUGUGUGGAUGAGUGGUUGGAGAAUAAAGGGGGUGAGCAUACGGUAACUAUUCGGUGAACCAAGGCGACGAACUGAGAGGGUGGGAGAGCACGCUGCACCAGGUGCAAAUGAAUUUGAGCUAUGAUAUGAUAAUGACAUUGUUAAUCUUGCUACCUUAAGUAUUUGAUAAGGAAUUAUUUCAUUGCCGAGUUUGAUCUUCCGUUGCCGAUGUUUCCUUGCGACGCUUAACCGAGUCUUUGUUUUGCAUUGGG